AUGCCGCCAAGGGUGAGAGGCCGAGGAGGAAGAGGAAAAGCUCCAAUUACUAGGAACGACCAUGAAGCCGGACUAUCACACCGGCGUACACCAUCCGCUUCAUACGGAUCAAGUCCUCACGAAGACUGGAGGACAUAUCUUGAGCCUGCGAGGCGUUAUGUCUCGCUCAGCUCCUCACCAUCCUAUCACCAUUCCUUUGGGCCACAGCAGGAGGACGAGCCCAGCGAUUCUCACCACUCUUACAUUCCUCUGCAACGAUCGGGUUCGCACCAUUCAUUCCAGAACCCGACACCUUAUUUUCAAAGCCGGUUCAACCCGAUGAACCAGAUAGAAGAACCAGAGGGUCAAAACCCUUUGGGACCAGCUGAUCAUUUCCCUGAAAUCCAAAACAUGUAUGUGGACGAAGAUCCAGAUCCUGAGAUGCCACCAUCUGGGAAGUCGAUGCAUCCCAUUGAUAUAUCUAGCGGAUCAUCCUUCCAUGGUUCGCCUUACAGGGGCCCUGAUAUUUGGGCCGAAAGAUGGGCUUCAUACAAGUGGGAGUAUACCCCCCCUCACCGCAACUCGCCACCACACCAGCAGGUCCCUUCUAAGGACCCGCAUUUUCCGGCGGUCACGCCACCGCCACCGCUAGCGCCGGAGCAGCAACCGCCUCCACAACCACUGAGGCGCAGAAGAGUUUCUGAAGUCGACUCUGUACCAGUCGAACCAGCACCACACAUGGGUUAUAAAAAGCCAAUUCCUUCUUACCCAGGUGCAGCUGGGUACAACCCGUUCGAGCAGCAAGCUUAUUCGGGUUAUAGCUACAACAAUGCCCCUGCCAUUGACCCGUACAUUGAGGCAGCGAACUACAAUGCUCUCUACCCUGGACCCUUUCCAGCUAUGUACCCAAUUGGGUACCCUGCAUAUGGGUAUCAAUACCCACCGCCUCCUCAACCUCAGCAGCAACAGACCCGCAGCCACCACAAAUUCAACCACCGCAGCAGCAAGAAAUCCUCCAGAGGUUGCACGAGGUGGAACAAAGGGUAG
This is a messenger RNA of Helianthus annuus (common sunflower), 1026 nucleotides long. RefSeq names its product extensin-like. The transcript has 2 exons. The record is from RefSeq and is a predicted model, not a curated record. NCBI's taxonomy places the organism in Eukaryota, Viridiplantae, Streptophyta, Magnoliopsida, Asterales, Asteraceae. The coding region runs from base 1 to 1026 and encodes 341 amino acids.